UCAUCGACACUCAACAGGCGAUAUUGCUAUAUCCUUAUUCUUUCUUAAUAUAAAUCGUCUAAUAUCAACAUUUAUUUUAAUCGCCAUUCAAUAUUACAACCCAUCGAAUACGAAGCAAUUCCUUUUUUUAUAGACAAGAACUCUCCUCACAUCAUGCCACCAAAGACAGCAUCACCGAUAAAGACUAAGACACUGGGAGAUUUUUUUACCAAAGAUGACUCAUUACAUAGUGCCUCCAAACUUGAGAAACCUGCAAAUAAUCAAGCUAUGACCAGUACCACUGCUAUUAUGUCUGCCGCCAAUGAUACAGUAGACAGCACUGGUUCACCUAAAUCAAAAGCAAAAAAGAAGGCUAAUAAAACCAGAACAAAGGAAGAUCAUGAAAAUCAGCAGCCUAUGUCAAAUGAUGUCGAUACACAGCAGGUGCAAAAUGAUACGCCAUCAAAAGAUUCUACAUUAUCGAAAGGGAAACGUACACGCAUGGAGGUUUCAGUUGUUGUCCCAUUAAUGCAACAUCCUCAAGCUGCCUUGGCUACCUCUAAAUUUAUAGAGAGGCCAAUACUUGCUACAGAGGCAGCUCCACCCUCUUCUCUAAUUGACUCAAAGGAAGCAACGCAGUCUGGCAAACCAACGACUUCUGCCGUCAGUACAUCUGGCAGUCUAACUCUUGGUGGAGGCUCUAGCAAUAUCAGUAAAUUUAACAAGGUUGAUACUGCCUCCAUGUUUAAGGUCAGAAGCGGGAAGGCUUACAUCACUGAAAGCAAACUCAAAUUUUCUGCUCAUCCAUCGGCAAUCGCAGACUUGUAUCGAUUUCACGAGUACCGAGAGAGCCUGCAGAUGUCUGAAGAUUUGUCUCAAUAUACAGGAGUUAGUGUUGAAACGGACCAUGUAGAGAUCACAAGUAUACCGACUAAGCAUUAUGGACUCAUUGCAAAGUUAGUAGAGGAAAGCGAGCUUGUUCUAAACGAAGCAGCUGCUCAUAUCAUGAGCACACUCUGUCCUUCUGGAUUUGAUACUCUUGAGGAUCCUACAGCACCGUUCAAUGCACAGGAUGGUGAAGGGGAGAUGGACGUGGAUAAUGACGUGCAAACGGACGGCUCCACGCACGAACAGGCUCUUGUCAAGAGAAAUGUCACAACUGUUUCAACGACAGCCAUCAUGGAUGCCAUCCAAGCGGUAGCACAGAGAGUCAAUUAUGGUGUACCGGUCUCCAGCCUUCCAGCAUCAAUUACUGUGACGCCUUCUAACCUAUCUGUUUAUAGAUGGGAGGUGCAAGAUAUCGACCGUUACUUUCCGAGCGAUAUGAAAGCAGUGGUUCUCAAACGAAGGAAUAAGCGUAUUGGAGCUUCGGCUGCAUUAACAGCUUGGUUUCUGGGAUUAGAGACAAAGCAGCAGGAAGAACUCUGUCCCCUUCCCAUCACCCCUGUUAUAGCUCCAGGAGCUGAAGGUGGUUCGACAAUAGGCAAGAAGAGUCGGCUAUCUCUGGGCGGUGAAAGCAUGGAUGUAGAUGCAAUUGGGAACCGUACUAACGAAGAACCUUUAGAUGCAUUGAGUGUCCAUAAUCAAUCAACUGUUGCGGCUGUUGUGGACCCUGCAGUCCUAGAAGCUAAGUUAAAAGAAGCAGAAGCUAAGAAGAAGGAAGCUGAGGCGAAGGAGGAACGCCGGCUGGAAAAAGAACGCAAAAUGCUUGAGAAACAGCUGGAGAAGGACCAGAAGGAGGCGGAGCGCUUGCAGAGGGAAGAGAUCAAGAGGAAGAAAGCGGAAGAAGAGCGAUUGAAAAAAGAGCAAACCUCCAUGCGGUUUGUUGGUUUUUUCAAACCAAUCACAAGUUCUGCCACUAAGAAGGAUGCACCUGAGUCUUCUGCAAAAAGCGAUUUAUCUGCGCCGCCACUUUCAGAACUAUUCCAUCCGUUCCAUAUCAAAAAGAACACUUCUCUAGCACCAAUCAAUCAAUUCACAAAACAUAUUUCUGCCGAGAAAAUUGAUGAAGCACUGGAUAUUAAAGCAGGAAAAGAUGGGGAUUUGAGUGGUAUGGACGUGGACAUGGAUUUGGGUCAUAAUGUUCCAAAGGUAGCUGAAACAAAGUAUGCUAGGGAGACAGUGCGCUCGUUGUUCUCAAGGAGACCACAGUCCAAAGGUGUAGAUGCGCAGCAGCAAGAAAAGAAACUACCAAGGCAUUACAAGUCUAUGACUGUCUCUGAAGCAGUUCGAUCAGGAUUGUUAGUUCAAGACGAAGGAAAUGAUAUUAGUUACAUGCUCACAUGGAAAGACAUACCCUCCUUACGCAUGCGUUUACUGCAAUUUGCAGAGAACUAUCGACCUGCUUACUAUGGCACUUGGUCGAGACAGAGCAAACGCAUUACUGGACGUCGAUUUCUUGGUAAGGAUACCGAGCUGGUUGACUAUGACUUUGACAGUGAAGCCGAAUGGGAAGAGGAUGAAGAAGGUGAGGAGUGCAAGAGUGAUGAUGAUGAAGAGGACGUAGAGGAUGUUGGCAGCGAUCAGGAUGAGGAGGAUGAUUGGUUAGUUCCCGAAGGAUAUCUAUCUGAGGACGAGGGGUUGGAUGCAGGCGAAGAAGGUGGAGCCGAGAUAACAUCGCAAAGAAAAUCAAAAGAAGUCCGUCGCCCUGCGCUUUCGCAAAUGACGCCGAUCAUCGUCGGCCCUAUUUUUGAGACAGUUUUGGGUGAAUGCUCAACCCAUCCGGUGCUGGAGGCUUAUCAUGUUGAAUUCCUAGGAGAUUACAAUAUUGGAAUGGAUAUGUACCAUGCUGUGGAUUCCUAUCCAUAUCCUAUUCAAGUAGUGGAGUAGCGCUGUUCAUAAUUGCGUCCUUUUGAAGCAGGUCUUUUAAGGAUGCCCCGACAGAAUACAUGGCUUAUUCUGCUGUUCAUAAUUGUACAUUAAGGAAUAAAUAACUCUUCCGACUAUCUCUUAUAAAUCUAGGACUCUCCUGCCACUUUUGUUCUUUU
Lobosporangium transversale is the source of this 2966-nucleotide messenger RNA. RefSeq lists its product as hypothetical. Gene Ontology annotation, cellular component: CAF-1 complex; nucleus. Gene Ontology annotation, biological process: nucleosome assembly. NCBI's taxonomy places the organism in Eukaryota, Fungi, Mortierellomycota, Mortierellomycetes, Mortierellales, Mortierellaceae. The coding region runs from base 154 to 2808 and encodes 884 amino acids. The transcript is spliced from 7 exons. The record is from RefSeq and is a predicted model, not a curated record.